AGAAGGAAAAGGAAAAGGAAAACGGAAAGGGAUUAGGAAGAAGGAAUGAGUGCAACCGCGACUCUAACUCUAAACCUGAACCGUUCCUCCGGUUACACCAAUACCAUCGUCACUUCCUCUUUUUUCUCUCCACAUUAUUAUUCCUACACGCACAAACCAAACCCUAAUUUCAAUGCCGUCUUUUGUUUCUCGUUCUCGCUGUCUCUGUCUCUGUCUCAGCACAGACGCAUCGGUAUCUGCAAAAAGCCCAUACCCAAAGCAUUUCCCUCAAGAUGCACGUGGCUUUAUGGACAUUCGAAAAGAGAUCGAGAUACAUCCAGUCCAGAUUAUCAAUUGGAGAAUGGGUUAGGCUUAUUUGGUUCUGAUGAAGAACUGGGCACACAAAUUCCAACUCAGGCUCAAUCAGUUAUUGAAGGAUCAGGAUCGGUUCGUGUGUCAGAGUUCAAGCCUGUUCCAGAUGUUGAUUAUCUGCAGGAGCUAUUAGCUAUUCAACAGCAAGGACCCAGAGCUAUUGGAUUUUUUGGAACACGGAAUAUGGGAUUCAUGCACCAGGAACUAAUUGAAAUUCUAAGCUAUGCUAUGGUUAUAACUAAAAACCACAUAUAUACUUCUGGAGCAUCUGGGACUAAUGCUGCUGUUAUCCGAGGUGCUUUAAGGGCAGAGAAACCAGAGUUGCUAACAGUCAUAUUACCUCAAAGUUUAAGCAAACAGCCUCCUGAGAGUCAAGAGCUAUUGUCCAAAGUGAAAAAUGUGAUAGAAAAGCCCCACAAUGAUCAUCUACCUCUAAUAGAAGCCAGCAGGCUAUGUAAUAUGGAUAUCAUUUCACACGUGCAGCAAGUCAUCUGCUUUGCUUUCCAUGAUAGUAGAUUGCUCAUGGAAACGUGUCAAGAAGCAAAAAAUUUGCGGAAGAUUGUGACUCUUUUCUACCUCGACUGACACAAUUCUUAUCCAUGUCUACACAUUAUUUCUCUGCACAAGUGUGGGUUGGGAGAGAGUAGUACUUUUUUUGGUUUGUAAUUAUACUAUUCAGCGAUAUUGCUUUAAUUUGCUUAUUUGAAGUUCACUUAGAAAAAGGUAGUUUAAUCAGAUUCUUGGAGAAUGGUUGCCGACUUUAUUUUUUUUAAAAAAAGAAAAGGAAUAUAAUGUUUUUUAUAGAGAGGGUGUCACUUGCUGCAAGAAUAACGAUGGCUAAACAUUUUCGACUCUACAUUUUUUA
Messenger RNA from Abrus precatorius (Indian licorice), 1216 nucleotides. RefSeq lists its product as uncharacterized. The transcript is spliced from 7 exons. NCBI's taxonomy places the organism in Eukaryota, Viridiplantae, Streptophyta, Magnoliopsida, Fabales, Fabaceae. The record is from RefSeq and is a predicted model, not a curated record. The coding region runs from base 46 to 936 and encodes 296 amino acids. Gene Ontology annotation, molecular function: S-adenosylmethionine-dependent methyltransferase activity.